Messenger RNA from Dibothriocephalus latus, 252 nucleotides. The record is from the annotation of a GenBank genome assembly. Lineage: Eukaryota; Metazoa; Platyhelminthes; Cestoda; Diphyllobothriidea; Diphyllobothriidae.
GGCACCUACAAGAAGGUGUCUGUGACGCCGGCGGCUGAUGUGAAGACGGGAGGGAUUUACCAGCUGCGACAGGGCCUUAAUCGCCGCAUCCGCAUUUUCGUUCGACCCAACGAACUCACCAAGAAGGAACGGGGCAUGCUGCCGGUCGAAUGCGAGGCUGUGACACAGGUUAGUGAGAAGGCGAGGGCUUGUCCACCAAACGUUGCCCAAAGAUCGUCAAGAUCGCACUAUAAGCACCCAAAGUAUAAAUAA